AUGAGCUCUGCGGAGAACAAGUACGACUUUAUUGUCGUUGGAAGUGGCCCAGCUGGCUGUGCUCUAGCUGCAGGUCUCGCGAAAUCCGCCCAAAGACCCCAAGUCCUCCUCCUCGAAGCCGGCGGCCGCAAUGAUGACCGACGCCUUCGCGUGGACGGAAAGCGCUGGACAACCUUCAUGGAAGAGCAGGACCUAAACUGGGGCUACAAGACCACACCGCAGGAGCACUGCAACGGCCGAGAAUUGGACUACUCCCGCGGCAAGGGACUGGGAGGCGGAUCAGCGAUCAACUUCGGCUUGUUCACUGUCGGCGCAAAGGACGACUAUGACGAGUGGGCUGCCGGAGUCGAUGAUGAGACCUUUGGCUGGAAGCAGAUGCAGAGACGCUUCAAGAAUCUGGAGACAUUCAAUGGUCACAUUGUUCGUCCUGAGCAUCGGAAGUAUGCUGCCGCCGCUGAGGCAGACCAUGGACACACUGGUGGUUUGCGUAUUGGAUAUGCGGAGAACUGGGAGAAGGAUUUGUCGACGGUUCUAGAUGCCUUUGAGGAGGCUGGAUUCGAGCGCAAUGCCGAUCAUAACUCCGGCAACCCGCUUGGUAUGGCGCUGAGUAUCAACUCUGCUGGACAGGGCAAGCGCACUACUGCUGCUGAUUUGCUCGUUGGUGCGUCGGACAAUCUGGCCAUUGUCACGGACAGCCCUGUGCAGCGGGUGAUUUUAGAUGGCAAGAGGACAGUCGGUGUUGAGACCAGCAACAAGAAGUACUUCGCAUCCAAGGAAGUCAUCCUCUCCGCUGGAUCCCUCGACACCCCCAAAAUCCUAAUGCACUCCGGAAUCGGCCCAGCAUCAGACCUAACCAAAUACAACAUCCCCGUAAUCCACGACCAGCCCGCCCUAGGCAAAGGCCUGCGAGACCACUACUUCGCGCCCCUAAUCCUAGCCCGCAAACCAGAAACCACCGACCGAAACGCCUUCUUCAAGGACCCGUCCGCAAUGGAAAGCGCCAUGAAGCAAUGGGAAGAAUCAAACACAGGCCAAUGGACCCGCUACGGCUGCCAACUCGGAGCCGGCUGGUUCAAAUCCGACAAGAUCACCUCGUCGGCCGAAUUCAAAGCCCUACCAACCGAUGUCCAGGAGUUCAUGAACCGCGCCACAAUCCCCCACUACGAAAUGCUCACCCACCUGCCCAUGCACUUCUUCGCGCCGGAUAUGUUCAAAGAAGAUUACAGCUACGUCGGCUUGGCCGCGUUCAUGAUGAACGAACAGUCCCGCGGCGAGGUAACGCUCAACUCGUCAGACCCGCACGCACCGCUGCUGUUCAACCCGCGGUUCCUGGAAGACCCCUUCGACCGCCGCGCGUGCAUUGAGAUGUAUCGGCACCUGCUGGAGGUAUCCCGGACGCCGGCGUUCGCGAAGGAUACGGUGUCGACGCUGAUUGGGCCGGCGUCGGAGUCUGAUGAGGAUAUUUUGACCUUCUGGAAGGACUUCUUGUCGUCAUCUUGGCAUAUGACUGGCACGGCUAAGAUGGGCAGGGUCGGGGAGAAGGAAGCUGUUGUUGAUCGCGGCUUUAGGGUUAUUGGGUUGCAGGGAUUGCGCAUUGCUGAUAUGAGCGUUGUGCCUGUUUUGACUAACAACCAUACCCAGGCUACGGCUUAUGUUACUGGGGCUACGGCUGCUGAUGUUCUGAUUAGGGAGUAUGGGCUUGAUGAGCGGGUUACGGCGAAGUUAUAG
Messenger RNA from Penicillium nucicola, 1728 nucleotides. RefSeq names its product GMC family oxidoreductase. Lineage: Eukaryota; Fungi; Ascomycota; Eurotiomycetes; Eurotiales; Aspergillaceae. The record is from RefSeq and is a predicted model, not a curated record. Gene Ontology annotation, molecular function: flavin adenine dinucleotide binding; oxidoreductase activity, acting on CH-OH group of donors. The transcript has 3 exons. Bases 1 to 1728 code for a protein of 575 amino acids.